Molecule: messenger RNA, 1459 nt
Organism: Tyto alba (common barn owl)
Lineage: Eukaryota; Metazoa; Chordata; Aves; Strigiformes; Tytonidae
Product: fibulin-2-like
Exons: 2
Coding region: 61-570 (169 amino acids)
Source: RefSeq, a predicted model, not a curated record
CUCGGGGUCCCUCACCGCACCCCAGCGCCCGUCCCGCCUGCCCGGCCACCCUGCAGAAGCAUGGCUCUCGCCGGCGCCCUUUGCCUGUUGCUCACCUGCCUCCUGCUCUGCAGUGCUGCCCCGAAACCCACGUGCGACCCCAGCGCCUGCUCCCCGUGCUCCGAGAGGGACGUGGAGGGGCCAGCCGCUGAUACCACUGGGGGCUGCUGCCCCCCCUGCCCCCCACCCUGCCCCUGCCCCCCCUACCUGGAGACCGACUGCGAAAUGCAAGGCUUCGCCAGCGGCCACGUCCCCGCCGGCCGCUCCUUCUACAUCGACUUUGCCCGCAAGCUGUGCACUUGCCACCCUGGGGGGGACAUCACCUGCACUCCGCUGUGCCCCCGCCUGCCCCCCACCUGCCAGGCUGUGGGCAGCCCCGUGGCCGACGGCUGCCCCCGCUGCGUCUGCUACGACGAGGAGGAGAUGGCGGUGCCCGCUGGCACCAUCAUCACCACCCGGGAUGCCCGGAUUUGCACCUGCCCCCCCCAGGGGGGCCAGCUGCAGUGCAGCAGCGGUGAGAGCAAGGAGUGAACCCCUCCCCUCUGCCGGCUUGAGGGCAGGGGGACAGGGGAGCCCUUCUGGCAGCAGAAGGCUUUCUGCACCGUGGGGCAUCCUCUCUGAAGAGCGUGAAGUGUUUCCAACUGUCCUAGAGGACUCUGGCCAUUCCACAGAGCGCUGGAGAGAUGCCACGCUGUAUGUCAUUUAUAUGCCAGGGCAAAGCGUCUGUAGCGGGUGAGCUUUCUUUGUUGUAAGGUUUGUUCCAUGGCGGUGGGCUGUGAGAGAUUAGAUCGCUGCUAGCAUGUAACUGAAACAAUGCAGUUAUUUAUUUAUUUCUAAGAUGAUUUGGCUUUUGUAUGUGUUUACAUUUAUAUAGUCUGUUUAUAUAACUUGCUGGAUAAACUGCCUCCCAGGAGCCAGGUUUUCCCUUCCUGUAAUUCCAACAAGUUCAAAGUGGUAGGACCAAAAUCAGAAGAUUGGCUGACAUCCCCCUCUCCAGGCUUCUUUUGUGGUAGGAGGAGGUAGGAGGGUUAGCCCAUGGCUGUGUUCUUAGGAGGAGGCAAAUCCUCAUGCCUCCAUCCUCUGGAGCAAAGCCUUGGAGACUCACGUAAGGAUGUUGGCAGUCAAGGGUCGAUCCUUCACAGCCACCUCGAUGAAUCAUUUACCCAGGGCUGACCCUGUUGUUAGUGUCUGCUCUGUCCCAGUUUGGCAGGAAUACCCCAAAUUGUGUGUCAGUGACUGUUCUCCUCACUCUUGCUCUCCCCUUACCACUGCUGGAGACACAGGAUAUGGCAGAACUGCAUCUUCUGAAUGCUUUGACAUAUAUAGAUAUAUACACACAUGUAUAUGUACAGGGAGAUUGCAAUAAACAACACAGGUUCAUCAGACUGAGACAUUAAUAAGUGUUAUUUGUGUUCCUUCA